This is a messenger RNA of Dovyalis caffra, 240 nucleotides long. NCBI's taxonomy places the organism in Eukaryota, Viridiplantae, Streptophyta, Magnoliopsida, Malpighiales, Salicaceae. The record is from the annotation of a GenBank genome assembly.
AUGAGUUCUACCCUUUUCUCAUGGAGUCCGGGAUCAAAGGAGAUGAGGGCAAGAAGGGAACUCAACACGGGGUUGCCCGUUCUCGGAGCUUUGACUAGCAGUCAUGGUAGACGAGAAGAAAGGAGCCGACCUGCUUCAAGCUGCCUUAUGGGAAAGACAUCUUUCAUUCCUGUGGCUAGGUCGGGUUAUGGGUUAGGCGAGGAAUCGAAGCGGCUGAACAGCGGCAUAGAAUGGAAUUGA